This is a messenger RNA of Blastomyces dermatitidis ER-3, 2184 nucleotides long. Its product is annotated as ribosylnicotinamide kinase. The transcript is spliced from 7 exons. The coding region runs from base 1 to 2184 and encodes 727 amino acids. The record is from RefSeq and is a predicted model, not a curated record. Lineage: Eukaryota; Fungi; Ascomycota; Eurotiomycetes; Onygenales; Ajellomycetaceae.
AUGACCUCCUCAGAACACACUGGAAACGAAGCUGCACCAGGCCAACCCGCUCACAGACAAACAAUUGUCGUAGGGAUAUCUGGACCAUCGUCGAGCGGGAAAACGACCCUUGCCCGCCUACUUCGGACUGUGUUCACACCAGAUUCAAAACUUGGAGGCGGCGCUGGGAAUGCAGUUUCGGGAGCAAUUGAGAACAAGGAGGCGGAGAGAGCGGACAGGGACAGGGUUAAGGAUAAAGAAGCCCUGAUGGUGUUUAUCGUCCAUGAAGAUGAUUUUUAUAAACCAGAUGAUCAAAUACCAAUGACAACCACCUCAUCGGGAAAACGUGUGCAGGACUGGGAUACCAUCGACGCACUUGACAUUCGACAACUGGUGUCUGUACUCUCCUACGUACGCUCCCAUGGCAUUCUACCACCCCGGUUAAAAAGCAAAGAGGACCUCAAUGAAGUUACAGAUUCGGAUGUUGGAGAGGACACGAUUCGUCGCAUUCAAGAUGACGUUGCGCGGAGGAUGGAAUGCAUACUCUCAACAAAAUCUGGGAACAAUUCAUUGCCCUUAUCACUCGCGUUUCUAGAAGGAUUUCUGCUCUACGCGCCACCGGAUGAUGAGGAACAUCCCCUUCGGGCCGUGCAUGAUAAUAUACAUGUGCCCUUGUUUCUGCCUGCUACGUACUCUUUACUGAAGGAGCGGCGGGAGAGUAGAACGGGAUAUGUUACUAUUGGCCCUGCACCUACGCCGAAGUCGGAUGAAGAUAGUAAUAAUAAAGAUGGAUCUACAAAGUCAAGUCCAGAUGUCAUUGGAGAUAUUGAAAACGAUGAGCCCAUGCCACACCAGAAUUUCUGGACGGAUCCACCCGGGUACGUUGAUGAUAUCGUUUGGCCGCGGUAUAUAGCCGACCAUCGGUGGCUCUUGCUUCGUGACCCGGGUGUGGAGAGGAGUGAGAAUGAAUUGAAAAAGGCUGUAGGAGAAGGCGAGUAUAUCAAGGAGGAUGCUGGAGUUUUGGUGGCGCCAGGAAAAGGAGGGGCUGAUAUCACGGAGUUGUUGGAGUGGGCCGUGAGAGAGGUGUUGAGUGUGGUUGAGCGGGAGGUGAGGGCACCUAAAUAUUUAAGGAAAAGGGGCAACGCCGACAAGUUGAACCAACGAAAAUCUUCAUCAGCUCGUAUUGAGAAGACCAGAAUCGGAGGUGAUGACCAACGACAACCGCGUUUCUCAAUUUUCCAAGGCUGUUCAUUUUUUUUAUUUUAUAUUUUGCAAAGUUUUCAUUUCUCUCCAUCAUUAUCAUUCAAAAUGGGUACACCGCGAAAUCUCUCACUACAAACAGCCGCAACACUGAUUCUACUACUUUUCAGCAAUCAGAUCCACGCUCAGCAGGAAGAUAGGCGCCCUCUCUCCUCCCCUGAUGUAGGAUGGCGAAUCACGACCGUAUCUGGGAGCAAGUCUGCUAUGCGCGUGGUCUGUGAUCAUGAAGACACCUUCACGAAGUCGGGUAGCUAUUACACUUGCUGCCCAGCAUCUGCGACGACUCCCUGUUUGCUCCCGACAACUUGUUCUGGCAACACCCUUCUAUUCCCAGGGGCCAAGACGCGGGACUGUAAGAACAAUAUAUGCGCAUCGCUUCUUAUAUACGAAAGCGCACCAUCUCAAAAUCUGCUCGGAACGCAGCUGGUCUGCAGGUAUGAUCAGCUCGGGGAUAACACUCCGUGGAGUGUGUAUAGGAAUUUUCCAGACACUACUACAUCUGCUACCCAAUCCACAAAGACGAACGCAUCACCCGCUCCCACAGCCAGACCACCAAUCAUGACAGACCCAGGCAACCCCCCCGAAACCCCAUCCACCAGUAGCAGCAAUAAGAUCUGGAUAGCUGGCGUGGUCGUUGGGGUAAUAGCCCUUGGCUGCCUUAUUGGGUUGCUGGGCUUCUGCAUUGCCCGUCGCAGAUUACAAAAACGGCCGACAUUAUCCAAAGACGAUGACAUGGUUCCUGUUAACACGCCCUCUGUUGAUGAUAAGGAUUAUAUGUAUAAAGCUUACCAGGGAGCGGAGCUACAUAACCACGAUCGAGCGGAACUUCAUUUUGACCAGAGACCGGUGGAACUAAGUCAUUACGGGAGUAAUGUGGUCGAAAUGCCGACACAGCAUGAUCGGCACUUUGUGGCGGAAUUAGACGGGGCGCCGGUACGGCGGUGA